Molecule: messenger RNA, 3291 nt
Organism: Cyclopterus lumpus (lumpfish)
Lineage: Eukaryota; Metazoa; Chordata; Actinopteri; Perciformes; Cyclopteridae
Gene: rhot1a
Product: ras homolog family member T1a
Exons: 21
Coding region: 339-2357 (672 amino acids)
Biological process (GO): small GTPase-mediated signal transduction; mitochondrion organization
Cellular component (GO): mitochondrial outer membrane
Molecular function (GO): GTP binding; calcium ion binding; GTPase activity
Source: RefSeq, a predicted model, not a curated record
UUGCCGGGUGUUGGAGGUCGGGUCUGCCCAGCUACUGCGAAAUGCUAUGCAAGCGCCGAAAAGUGUGUGAUUGACAUGAAAUUACAACGACAUGUGCCACAAACUACUGUUUACAUAGCAUUUACUCAGGAGCUGAUUAGUCCCACGUUGAGUAGAAGCGGGUGGAAACCUCGGAGCAGCACCUAAAACUGUGCGUCCGGUUUGUCCUACAAAGAUUUGACAGCGGCAGGACUUCACCGCGCGGGCCUGACGUUCAGGCAGCUGGAGGAGGACGGCCUCCAAAGGACUUCACGAGAUAAUAAAGACUGUCCUUUUUGUAGCGGGAAGCAAGCUCAAACAUGAGGAAGGACGUGAGGAUACUACUUGUAGGGGAACCCAAGGUGGGGAAGACAUCACUGAUAAUGUCUCUGGUUAGUGAGGAGUUUCCUGAUGAGGUUCCUCUCCGAGCUGAAGAGAUCACCAUCCCAGCUGAUGUCACCCCAGAGAGGGUUCCCACACACAUAGUGGACUAUUCGGAGGCAGAACAGUCAGACGAGCAGCUGUACCAAGAAAUAUCGAAGGCAAAUGUUAUCUGCAUAGUUUACUCGGUCAACAACAAGAAGUCCAUUGAAAAGGUGACAAGCCACUGGAUUCCACUAAUAAAUGACAGAACGGACAAGGAUAGCAGGGUACCGUUGAUCCUUGUGGGCAACAAGUCGGACCUGGUGGAACACAGCAGCAUGGAGACCAUCCUGCCAAUCAUGAAUCAAUACCAGGAUAUCGAGACCUGUGUAGAGUGCUCUGCCAAAAACCUGAAGAACAUCUCUGAGCUGUUCUACUACGCCCAGAAGGCUGUUCUCCACCCGACAGGACCCCUGUACUGCCCAGAGGAGAAGGAGUUGAAGCCUUCUUGCAUUAAGUCUUUAACUAGAAUCUUCAAAGUGUCUGACCUGGACAACGACGGCAUCCUUAAUGACAACGAGCUCAACUUCUUCCAGAGAACCUGUUUCAAUACACCGCUGGCGCCUCAGGCCUUAGAGGAUGUAAAGAACGUGGUCAGGAGGAACAUGACGGAUGGAGUCAAGGACAACGGACUUUCACUUAAAGGCUUCCUGUUCCUGCACACUCUCUUCAUACAGCGAGGCCGACACGAGACCACCUGGACGGUGCUGCGGAGGUUUGGUUAUGACGAUGACCUGGAACUCACACAGGAGUACCUGUUCCCCAUGAUAAAGAUGCCCCCAGACUGCACCACAGAGCUUAACCACAACGCUUACCUCUUCCUCCAGAGUGUCUUUGACAAGCACGACAAAGACAGAGAUUGUGCGCUGUCGCCAGAGGAGGUGAAGGACUUGUUCAAAGUGUUUCCCUACAUGCCCUGGGGUCCGGAUGUCAACCACACUGUUGGCACUAAUGAACAGGGAUGGAUCACAUACCAGGGAUACCUCUCCCAGUGGACGUUAACAACAUAUUUAGAUGUACAGCGUAGUUUGGAGUACUUCGGUUAUCUUGGCUACUCUAUCAUCUAUGAACAGGAGUCCCAGGCUGCAGCCAUCACAGUGACGCGUAACAAGCGCAUCGAUCUUCAGAAAAAACAGACCCAGCGCAGCGUCUUCCGCUGCAACGUCUUGGGGGACAGAGGCAGCGGGAAGAGUGGCUUCCUCCAAGCUUUCCUGGGCAAGAACCUGCAGGGACAGAGGCGGAUUAGAGAAGACCACAAGUCCUUCUAUGCCAUCAGUACAACCUAUGUCUAUGGUCAGGAGAAGUACCUGCUGCUCCAUGAGGUGAUGCCAGAUUUUGACUUCCUGUCAGAGGCGGACCUGGCCUGUGAUGUUGUCUGCCUGGUGUAUGACAUCAACAAUCCAAGCUCUUUUGAAUACUGCGCCAAAGUGUACAAGCAAUACUUCAUCGAUAGCAAGACUCCAUGCGUGGUGGUCGCCGCCAAGUCGGACCUGCACGAAGUACGGCAGCACUACAGUCUCUCGCCGCACGAGUUCUGCCGUAAGCACAAGCUCCACCCACCCCAGCCGUUCACAUGCAGCGUGACCGACGCACCCAACAAAGACAUCUACACGAGAAUCACCACCAUGGCCAUGUAUCCCCAUGCCCAUCUCCGCUGCAUGUGCGCCUCCAACAGGUGCACAUACUGCCUGUGUCAGAACCUCCUCAAGUUGGAGCUGCUGCGCAGUUUUAAGGCCCAACUCCGCAGGGUCAUGUUCAACAGCUGCAGCCGGCCCACCCGCUCUCUGUACGGUGUGACACAGCGAAGUGUGACCGUGCUGUGCCAGCUAACGCAUAGGCAACUCCAUAGGUGUUCAAACACAAGUUUUUGGCUGCCCCUCAUCCUCUUCCUCUUGCACGUGUUCACUCUCUGCUAAUCUGUUUGCUGUUAUGUUGCAUGGCUCACCUGCUCUCUGGAUAACCAACGGCAUGCCUCGGUCCUUCGCUGGGAAUCGGUCACUCAUCUGUCCAUCGCUACAUUAUUGAGAGUUUGGUGUUUUUAAUUAGUUAGAGGAGGCGGGUUCUUGAACCACAGGGUUUGAAUGGCUGUCCAUGGUGUUGGAUUGGGCAGAAGAGUGUUGGGUGUUUGCAGCAAUGGCUUAAAAUGAGGUCUCUUGUUUAGGCGUCCAUGGACCCGGGCAGUGCUGCUCACUGUAGCGUUGCAUCCAGCACCCUUUGUCUUGAUACUGUUAAUUUAAUCUCUGGGAGGGAUCGGCACUAUCAAUAGCAUGACAUUUAAUGAGCAAGGGGGCGACACACCAUAUUAAAUGCCCAACGUGUUUUCUAAAUAGUGCGUUGAUUGACUGGGAAGUCGUCUAGCAUUGUGCAAUAUUGAAAUCUUCACAGAAAUGAUACGCUAUAAUUGUAAAAUGUGUGAGGGCACUUAAGAAACUUGGUGCAGCGGGAAUAACAACUGUUUCCUCUAGUUUCAUUUCAGUUCUCUCUUCAAUUUGUUACCAAUAAAAAAAAAAUCAAGUAUAUGAUUAGUGAUAAUGGCAGAGAAAGUAGAAAUAAACUGAUUACACUGACUGAUAACAAAUUGGAGAUGAACUAUAUUUCCAAAGAAAUUUGAUGUGUGCGUGUGUGUGUGCGGUGAUGUUUGACCAGAUAUGCAGUUACGGUCUCUGUUCCCAGCUUGGUAGAGCUGAGUGAUAUGGAUCAGAUCAGAUUUCACCCCAUAUUAUUUUUGCAAACUUACAGUAUUGUUGGUUUAACUAUUGAUACUUAAACAAAAUAUUAAUCUAAACUUCCUCUGCCCAGAAUAAUAUAAUGCAGUAACUGAAUCUCCUUCAACCAAAAUCUCCAUGAUAU